Messenger RNA from Thrips palmi, 2710 nucleotides. RefSeq names its product serine/arginine repetitive matrix protein 2-like. NCBI's taxonomy places the organism in Eukaryota, Metazoa, Arthropoda, Insecta, Thysanoptera, Thripidae. The record is from RefSeq and is a predicted model, not a curated record. Bases 94 to 2505 code for a protein of 803 amino acids. Gene Ontology annotation, biological process: peptidyl-glutamate ADP-deribosylation. The transcript is spliced from 3 exons.
AAACAACAAUAACAACAACAAUAAAACGAGGCAGCAUGAGCGGGCGCAGCGAAAAGCGCGUUGCAUCGCAAUUCUUUUUGUUUCUGUCAGGUUAUGUCAUUUGUCUGUAAACAGCUUUACUCUCAUUUGACUCGGUUUUCGAUCUGCUGUCGGCCAACGAUGGUCAUGUCGCUGUUCAACUCAGAGAGGUUUUCCUCCAACCGGAGAUUGUCAUCGUCUUUACCAACUAUCAUUCAUGAAGUUGAAGGAGAUCUCUUCACGGCGAGACGAGACACCUCUUUGGCUCAUUGUGUCAGCUCCGACAUGAAAAUGGGAGCAGGUAUUGCGAUACACUUUCGGUCAAAAUUUGGGCGUGUAGAUGAUCUUCUGAGUCAAAAUAAAACGGUUGGAGAAGUGGCCGUUUUGAAAGAUAGUCAAAGAUUUAUAUUUUAUCUAGUGACAAAGAAAAGGUACUUUAACAAGCCUACUGAAAGGACUUUGCAAUGCUCUCUUUUGGCGAUGAGAGAGGAAUGCCAAAAGUUAGGUGUCACAAAGUUAGCUAUGCCUCGCAUUGGCUGUGGUCUUGACGGUUUAAGGUGGCCAUCAGUAUUCCACCUACUAACAGAAGUAUUUGAAAACUGUGGUAUGGAAAUCACCAUUUACAGUAUCCCAGAUAUGAAACGGAAGUCAGUGACACCAAAUCUAAACAGAUCUCGAGAGAACUUCCGUAAAUUCUUUGAACCAAAUAGGCCAUAUUCUCUGCCAGAAAGUACCAUGCAUUCUAAGCGAAAAUUCCACACGGAUUCUGCUGAAGAAGAUUUUGAAACCCCAAAGAGAAGAAAGCUUAUGACAGGCAGUCCUCAUAAAAGUAAAUUUGUAAGAGGAGGUGACUUUGAUGCCCGUUCUCCUCCAAAGAAGAAGUCUUCUGCCAAUAGGAGCUCUGAAACAAGUUUGUCAUUGAUCCACAGAAAAGUAGAUUUAGGGCAUGAUUUCCUUGAUGCUGAAACCCUCAGUUCCUUCUCGGGAGACUGUCCAUUCCAAUCAAGUCCUAUGAAGAGAAAUAUGACAGUCAGUUCUCAAGAUAGAAAAUUUACCGCUGAUGGUGACUUUAAUGCCCGUUCCCCUUCAAAGAAAAAGCCUUCUGGCUUCUUGAGCUCUGAAACAAGUUUCUCAGUGAAUCUCAGAGAAACAGAUCUAGAGUAUGAUACUUUUGAUAUUGAAACUCUUAAUUCUUUCUCUAGAGAUUGUCCAUUCCUAUCAAGUCCUAAGAAGAGGAAUUCUCUUCUGUCCCCUCAAACCAACUACAACCUGGAUUCAAGAAAGUAUGAUACAUCCAUGCUCCCUGCCAUUCCCUUUUUAUGUGAAAAGGAUCAAGAUGAGAGCAACAAAACUCAAAAUCCUGACUUCUCUUUAGAGGGCUCAGUUUAUUCCAGUAAAAUCUCUAAAAGACAUUCAAAGUAUUCUAAAAAGUUGGACAAGCAUUCAACUUCGGUAAAGGAGGAUAGAAAAGUAUAUUAUUCUUCUAGUGACCAAGAGGAAGAAUUAAGCAAGGAGAAUUCAAGAUAUUUGCGUGAUCACAAAAGAGCAAAAUCUGUAUCCUCUUCACCAGAUAGGGAAUACAAGAAAGUGACUACACCCCCAUCAUCAUCAUCAAAGAAACACAAAAGAAGAUCCUCACCUAAGAGUCACAGUGAAGAGAAAUAUAAGAAAGAAAGAAAACUAAGAUCCACCUCCAAGAGUCAUAGUGAAGAGAAAGUCAAGAGAGAAAGUAGAAGAUCCUCUUUUAAAAGUCACAGAGAAGAAAAAGCUUCUAAAGAAAAGAGAAGAUCAUCUUCCAAAAGUCGCUGUGAAGAGAAAAGUAAGAAGAAAAAGAGAAGAUCGUCUUCCAAAAGUCGCAGUCAAGUAAAGGUUAAGGAAGAAAAAAAGAGAUCAUCUAAGUACAGCAGUGAAGAAAAACUUCAACAAGAAGAGUAUAGAUCCUACAGCACUGCAAUCAAACAACCCCUUGAUUCUGAUUCCUCUGAAAGCAGUCAAGCUAAACCUCAAAUAGUCAGUGAGCGGUUUCCUUCAUUUAACAAGAAAAGGCCCUCUGAAGACAUAAGUGAUUUUUCUGACGAAUCAGUUGAAAUUAAACCUAUCACUCUCAAUGGCAUAUUUCAAAGAGACAAUUCAAACCGUCCUCCAUCAAAGUCCUAUUUGGACUUGCCUAGUGAUGAAGAAGAGGCAGUGUAUAGAAGAGAAACAAAGAAAGGGAGGCUUGCUUCACCUCUAAAACGUUCACCACUCAAGCAUUCAAGACGUCGGGAAAAACCACAAGAAGACUCAAGCAUGGACAGCUAUUCAAAGGGCAGAUUGGGAGAGAUAGCUAGAACUCCUAAUAAGGAAGAUGAUUCUUUGUACAAGAAAGUGAAGACAACCCCAGAUAAACCAUUCAGAAAACCACGGAAUUCUGAUGCUGGGAGAAUGUACAGUGAUAAGGAGACUUCUAGUGUCAGUGUGAAACAGAGAUUAUCAUUGAGCCGCUAGAUAUGGAAGAACCAAGGAUUCAAUUGCCAAUGUGUUCAUCUGCAGAAGUAAGAAUUUUUGGAAUUCUGUGUCUGCACGCUUUUUUUUCUUUCUAUUAUAUACAUAUCAUCCUGUUGCAUCUAUGUAUUUGCAAUCAAAAGGUCACUGUCUCACUCUAUGAUUUGUUAAAUUUUUGCUUUUAUUUAAUAAAAGUAUUCUUUGCCAA